Soboliphyme baturini is the source of this 909-nucleotide messenger RNA. NCBI's taxonomy places the organism in Eukaryota, Metazoa, Nematoda, Enoplea, Dioctophymatida, Soboliphymatidae. The record is from the annotation of a GenBank genome assembly.
AUGAGAUGGUCAUGUUGGCUUAUGCAUAAUGUGUGGUUAAGACUGCAAAUAAAAGCGUGGUUUCCACUGCUGCUGAUAAGAAUAACCGAUGGUUCACGUUUCUUCUUGGGUUUACAUAUCAGAACCGACGGGCUUCUUGCUUGUGGUGGUAUAAUACUUAUACUCUUUCAUAAGUGUAGAUUUUGGUUUACAUGUCUCGCUGUGCCGGUCACUUCAAAUCUGGUUUGGCCGCAUUUGCUACAACAACAAGUGGUGAAUUUUCCAGUUACGGCCUUGGGCAACUUCACGAUUUUGAACCUGACACUGCAAAAUCCUUCCAACCAGUUAUUAGCUGUUCAAAUAAUACCGCUGACGAUCUAUCCGAACCCAGAAGAGCUGCUGAACUUGGUAUCACCACUAACUGGAUACGUGGAAAUGGAUGACGUGCUGAUGUUCAGCCUUCGUGAUUCAGAACUGUACAAUACGAAGCCUGAAAGCCCGGUGCCCGCAAUGCGUAGGGAACUGGAAAAGCUGGUCGGUAUUCCGGUGCCGAGGUUCACCCUCUCGUUUUUGUUGAAGCCGGCCAUGAAGGUAUCGGUGCGGGUCGGAUUUUUGCCUUCUGAUUACCACAUGCGAUCGUCGUUGCUGCUCAUAAGGAACAAUCUGACGGGGUUGGAGGCGGUACCGAUCUAUGGUCGAGGAGGAAAGAUGGAGCUUAGGGUUGGUAGCCGGAUGCCCCAAAGCAACCAACCGCUGCUGUUCGAAAUACAAGAAAAGCACCUGCGCGAAUGUGAAAACAAGAAGCGUACGUUUCGUAAACUUCUCAUUUUUCUGUUCAGCUUGAUUUCUGUUUUCGAAUUCCGUUUUGCGAAACCCUUUGCAAACUGGCACAGCAUUAUGGAACAGCGGUACAUAAACCACCUUUUAUGA